AUGCCCCGCCUUAGACUUUCCUCCGGAUCAUCUAAUAAACCCCUGCUUGCCGACCGCCUGCGUCUCUACGAUGAGCACGAGGCCCGCGUCCAACAGGCCCUAGAGCUUGUUCGUUCGGGAUCCUCGGUCGCUUCAGCCGAGCGCAGGGUUGGCACCAGUAGUAAGACCAUUUCAAUGCGUCUCAGCAGCCGUCGCAACAGUAUUCGCUCUGCUCUAGAACUCCAAAGAGCCAACAAAACGCGUGUUACUAAAACUACCAAAUCAUCAACAUCAUCUACCUCUUCUUCUUCAACAAGGAAAAGACGUGCCUCUUCAAUGGAUGACUCGUAUAAAACUUUCUUGUUGACUACAAGUGACCCCACAAAACUCCACUUGACGUUUGACGAGGAACUGUGCAUUGCACACCACAUGCGCUUGAUGAUUGAUCGCAAUGGGCCUUUCCCCUAUCAGCUCAUCUCGGAGAUUUUACGUUACUAUGUACGUCUCCGUGAUGCCUUUCAACAUUUGUUACUUGUCGAAGAAGCUGAAGAAGCUGUUUUAGAUGAUGACGAUGAUGAUGAUGACGACAAUGGUGAUGAUGACUUGCAAAUCAUUUCAUCCUCUUGUGAGCGAUCUCCUCCAUUUGCCACGCCUUCCCCAUCCACGCCCGUCAAACGUGUAAAUAACCAUGUGGCUCUCCCCCCUUCUCCUCAAGCCCCACCUUCCCCCCCAAUCUCAUCUGUCCCAAUGCUUUCCCCAGCUUCUUCUGCAAGGGCUUCCCCUGCACUUCCUCCCUCGCCUUCGCGUCGCUACUCCAUUUUGUUUUCUUCGCAUGAACCCUCUGAUGUGAAAGACUUGCAUGAUUCGGCUAUCCCUGAUGGUUCUACAAGUAAGCCUUCCAUCAUUUCAAUCACACCUUCCUACUUGACCAAUUUUUGCAAGCGCAAUGGAAUCCAGUCACGCACUCUGGCCGCCUUGUGUAAGGAAACAAAUUUCCAUGACCAGUUUUGCAUCUCGAAGGAAACUUUUAUCCGCAGCAAAAUUGGCGUGUACUCGAAGCUGAGGCAGCACCUUGUCAAGUUUGAAUUUGUACAGCAGCAGCAGCACUUGACAGCCCCACCAAACAGUGAGCUUGCACGUCUUUGGGAUGCAGACCCGCAGCUUUAUGACCAAAUGCUUAACAAUAUCAGCACGGGUCGUGUACUAAGACUGUGCUUUUUGGAUCCCGCGUUUUCGCCAGAAACUGGCAGCGGUGGUAACAGCAACAGCAAUAGCAAUAACCUUCUGAAUGACAAGGAUCGGCCACGUGCCCACCAAAACAAACCCAAAACACAUGGCUUUGAGGACGCGGGCGCCUUCAAGCUUUCUGUUCUCUCGAGGAUCCUUGACCAUUUGGACGGACAUCCUGUUCGUGCUAAUGGCAAUUCUGUUCCAAUGAGCAUUUUUUCAACUCCAGAUCUCAUUUCAGUAAUGUUUGAUCAUUUAUCCCAGCAUUUGUAA
This is a messenger RNA of Magnusiomyces paraingens, 1479 nucleotides long. RefSeq lists its product as uncharacterized. The coding region runs from base 1 to 1479 and encodes 492 amino acids. The record is from RefSeq and is a predicted model, not a curated record. The transcript has a single exon. NCBI's taxonomy places the organism in Eukaryota, Fungi, Ascomycota, Dipodascomycetes, Dipodascales, Dipodascaceae.